This is a messenger RNA of Bactrocera tryoni, 7462 nucleotides long. It is a transcript of the gene crb, whose product is annotated as protein crumbs. The coding region runs from base 147 to 7268 and encodes 2373 amino acids. The record is from RefSeq and is a predicted model, not a curated record. Gene Ontology annotation, biological process: Notch signaling pathway; establishment or maintenance of epithelial cell apical/basal polarity; heterophilic cell-cell adhesion. Lineage: Eukaryota; Metazoa; Arthropoda; Insecta; Diptera; Tephritidae. The transcript is spliced from 17 exons. Gene Ontology annotation, molecular function: Notch binding; calcium ion binding. Gene Ontology annotation, cellular component: protein-containing complex; plasma membrane.
AUAAAUAAAAAAUCCCAAAAAAUUAAAUGCAAUAAAUAACAAAAGAAAUAAAAUUUAUAACAAUAACACCUACAACCGUUAUCAACGUAGCAAUAGUAAACGUGAAACAGUUGCAAAAUUUAACAACAAUAACAACAAAGCGCAACAUGCGCUUCAAACCGAGCAAUACAGUUGCAGUAAUUGGAAUGCACACCGUUGCGUGCAGCAGCGCCGUCGACAGCAGCAGCGACAGCACUAUGUCGACAACAACAAAAAUCAACACAACAAUGGCAACGGCAACGACAAGGGGGCAAAGGGCAAGUGACCAGCAACAAGGCUGCGCAAAAUAUGCGACACAGCGCGCUUGUGGUAGCAGCAGCGCGCAACGGAACUUCACUUGCGCAGCGGCUGCGAAAGCGCAAACGCCGCGAACGGAAUCCGCAUACCGCCUGACAGCAUCCUUCACGCCCCGUUGCCUGUUACUCGCGUUGCUGCUUUGUUUCACACACGCUCUAGGUUUAAUUCAAUUAGUGCAUGCCGCCUCGUCCGGUGUUACAAGUACGGAGGCAUAUUUCAAUGGUUCGGCCUACCUGCGACUGCUGACACCGAUGCCAAUUUGGGAUCAUUCCGCCAUAAGUUUUCGCUCCUGUCGCGGUGGUGAAAUUUUAGCUCAACAAUAUAAUAAGAACUCUUUCGUCAUCACUGUGCUGAGUGAUUUUCUGCAAGUCUCACUGGCCGGUCCGGCGGUGAUUGGCCCCAACAACCGUUUAGAUGUUAAGCUACCCUACCACUUACUCGACAAUCACUGGCACACGCUACAGUUCAAGUACGAAUAUGGUAAUCUCUACUUGUACAUCGAUCGCACGUCGUUAGUUUUCGCGAAUUCCACGUAUAACAGCCAAUUUCUGACUAAUCAAGAUAUCGGCAAUGAGGCGGCUAUUUUAAUAUUGGGCAACUCAUUUAGCGGUUGUCUACAAGAUGGACCCGGUUUGCUUUUCAUCAAUGGCUCUGUGCAGAAUGUCGUCUACGGUCCUUGUCCGUUGAGUACCGGUCCGUGUGGCGAUCAUGAUACACUCAUGCUUGGACAAGAUAAUUAUUGCUCAAAUAAUCCGUGUAUGAGUCAUGGUCAGUGUAUACCGUUAAAUGAUGGUUACGAAUGCCGUUGUACGCCACGUUACACGGGUAAGAAUUGUCAAAUCGAUAACGGUUCGCCGUGUGCGCGUAAUCCCUGCGCGAAUAGCGGUAACUGUACCGAAGACGUGCGCGGCGAUUAUCAGUGCAAAUGCACAACGAAUUACAGCGGACGCAAUUGUGAAACGGAAAUCAAUGUGCAUCCCGCCUGCCAACCGAAUCCGUGUUUAAAUAACGGCGCUUGCAUUGUAGCGCCGGGUUCGACGAAAGUCGAGUGCGAAUGUGCCAAAGGUUAUGCGGGUGCGCGCUGUGAGAAUGAUGUGGACGAUUGCGCUUCGCAACCUUGUCUGAAUAACGGACGUUGCCUGGAUUUGGUGAAUGGCUUCACAUGUGAUUGCCGUGACACCGGCUUCACGGGUCCAAACUGUCAAACGAAUAUCGACGAAUGCGAGGGCAGUCCGUGUAAACAUGGCGGUCGUUGUUACGAUCGCUACGGUUGGUUCAUCUGUCAGUGUCCCGAUGGUUGGGCCGGCGAGACGUGCGAGGAGCCAACGAACUGUAAGACGCAACAGUGCUUGAACGGCGGCACCUGCGUGAAUAAGACGAUCGGCUUCUAUUGUCAGUGCGCGCCCGGCUAUAGCGGUGAACUGUGCCAGCAGAGCCCACCGUGUCCGCAGUGUCCCAUCGACUCGGAGUGCAUUGGAGGGAAAUGCAUAUGUAAGCCAGGCACAACGGGCCCAAUUGGCCAUUGUUUACCAAUACCGACAACACCGCCACCACCACCAACAACAACAACAACGACGACCACAACAACAAGUACAACAACCGCAGCGCCACCACCAGCCAAUUUGGUGGUUGCUAAUGCAGCAAAAACAACAGCCGCCGCGGCAACACAAGCAGCUACAACAACAACAACUGCUACUGCAGGACAACUGACAGCGAACUUAACAGCACCAACAACCACAACAACAACCGCAACAAUGACAACAGCUAGAAAUAUUGCAACAAACACGGCAACAACAACAACAACAAUAGCAACAAAAACCACACAUAAUCCGCUAUUAUCACAUUUGGCUCAAUUGAAAGCAUGCCCCCCCGAUAAUUGCUUGAACGGUGGCACUUGUAGUGGCAGUGCUUCAAAUUUUACUUGUUUAUGUGCUAGUGGAUACACAGGUUACAACUGCGAACUGCCCGUCACAGAUGGUCCGACGAAUGUGCCAUUGACCGGCAGCGGCGGCGCCGUCGGCAACAGUCCCAUCAGCGCCGCAGUCAAUUGCAUCAAUGGCGGCAAGUGUUUGAAUGGUGGCACCUGUUCAAUGAAUGGCACACAUUGUUAUUGUGCCGGUGGCUUUUCGGGCGAUCGCUGCGAGAAAGCCGAACCUUGUACGGCGCUCAAUUGCCAAGAGCCAAUGGUAUGCCAGUUGAAUAAGUGCGUUUGCCCGGAGAAUAAGAUUUGCACGGCUUGCUCGGCACAGCCGUGUCGCAAUGGUGGCGUCUGUACGGAUCUGUCGAAUGGCGAGUACACGUGCAGCUGUACGUCUGGCUGGACGGGUCGUACGUGUACGAAGGAUGUGGAUGAGUGCGCCUUGGAUCCGAAUAUUUGUGGCAAUGGCAUUUGUAAGAAUGAAGAGGGCUCGUACAAGUGCUAUUGUACGCCCGGUUUUACGGGUAAACACUGUGACUCGGAUGUGGACGAGUGCUUGAGUCAUCCGUGUCAGAAUGGCGCGACCUGCAACAAUAAGCUGUUCUUUUUUAAAUAUGGAAAACAUCGGAUUUUGAGACAAAUCAACGCCUACGAAUGCGUUUGCCAGCCCGGCUACACCGGCAUAAAUUGCGAAAUCGAUAUCAACGAAUGCGACAGCAAUCCCUGCACGAAGGGCUCGACUUGCAACGACAUGAUCAACAAUUUCACCUGCUCCUGCAUACCUGGCAUGACGGGCCGCUUCUGUGAGAAUGACAUAGAUGACUGUAUCUCGACGCCUUGUCAACACGGCGGUCAUUGCAUAGACGAAUUGGGCGGCUUUCGUUGCGAUUGUGCUAACACGGGUUAUGAGGGCCAACUCUGUGAGUUAAAUAUCGAUGAAUGCGAAUCGCAACCCUGUCAAAAUGGCGCUGCUUGCAUAGACGAUGUAAAUGAUUACCGUUGCAAAUGUUAUCCGGGCUAUACGGGCAAGAAUUGUGAAAUCGAUAUUAAUGAAUGCGAAAGUAAUCCGUGCUUGUAUAACGGUAAUUGUUUGGAACGUUCGAAUAUGACACUAUAUGCGCAAAGUCAAACAACGGAUUUGCCAGAGUUCUUCAGGAACCAAUUCUCCUAUCAGAACGCGAGCGGAUAUGAAUGCGUUUGUGUACCAGGUAUUAUGGGCAAGAAUUGCGAGACCAAUAUUAAUGAGUGUGAAGCGAAUCCGUGUGGCAAACACGGCACCUGUAACGAUGGUAUCGGCACGUAUACCUGCGAUUGUGACCCGGGCUUCGAAGACCGACAUUGCGAGACCAAUAUCGAUGAGUGCGACCGGUAUCAACCCUGUGGCGCACACGGCACCUGUAUCGAUGAGAUCAACGACUAUACUUGCGAUUGUGAUGCUAAUUACGGCGGUAAGAAUUGUUCGGUGCCAUUGAUAGGUUGCUUGAGCGCACCAUGUCAAAAUGGUGGCAACUGCAAGCCAUAUCUAGUCAACGAAACCGAGCAUCUUUUCAACUGCACGUGCCAACAUGGUUUCCAAGGAGAUAUUUGUGAGAAGACAACGACGAUUUCAAUGGUUGUGAGUAGUUUAAUAACGGUGAAGACGCAACGUGAGGAGGGUUAUGAUAUAAAUUUACAAUUUAAAACCACAUUACCCAACGGUGUACUAGCUUUUGGCACAUCGAUCGGACACAAUGAACCCGUUAGCUAUAUAUUGGAACUGAUUAAUGGUCGCCUGAAUUUACACUCUUCGCUGCUUAAUAAAUGGGAGGGCGUCUUUAUCGGCUCUAAAUUGAACGAUAGCAAUUGGCAUAAAGUAUUCGUGGCUAUAAAUACUUCGCACCUGGUACUUUCAGCGAACGAUGAGCAAGCCAUCUUUCCCGUGGGUUCGUACGAGACCGCAAAUGGCAGUCAACCGUCAUUUCCGCUCACGUAUUUGGGCGGCACAAUACCGAAUUUGAAAUCAUAUCUACGCCAUCUGCCGCAUCGUCCGUCGAGCUUUGUCGGUUGCAUGCAGGAUAUUGUCGUUAACGGCAAGUGGAUCUUCCCCGAGGAGCAAGGCAACGAAAUAGAUACGAAUUUGACAAAUAUACAGGCCGGUUGUCCGCGCAGCGAGCAAUGCAUACCGAAUCCGUGUCAUUCGAAUGGCGCAUGCACGGAUUUGUGGCAUACAUUCUCGUGCACAUGUCAGCGGCCGCACUUCGGACACACCUGCGAAUACAACAUAACUGCGGCCACAUUUGGCCACGAGAACACCACACAUUCUGCUGUUGUUGUGGAGACGAACGACUCGGCUCGUCGUGCCAUACGUUCCAUACUUGAUAUCUCCAUGUUUAUUCGCACCCGCGAGCCCACUGGUCAGGUCUUCUAUUUGGGUAGCGAUCCCAAGAAGAUCACACCCAAGGGAGCAAAGCGUUUUAAAACCAAAAAUCUCUUUUUUAAAGCUGACACUGGCGAAUCAUAUGUAGCCGCCGAACUGCAUGGCGGCGAAUUGCUGGUAAAAAUGCAAUUUAACGGCACACCCGAGGCAUACACUGUCGGCGGCAAUAAGCUUGAUAACGGCUACAAUCAUCUCAUUGAAGUGGUGCGUAAUCAGACGCUCGUACAGGUCAAACUCAAUGGCACUGAGUACUUCCGUAAAACACUCUCCUCCACGGGUUUACUCGAUGCGCAGGUGCUCUACCUCGGCGGACCACCAGUUGGCGAGCAAACACAAGCGCCAACAACCACAGGUACAGAUCCAGCGUCAGUGGCGCCCGAAGAGAAUGUCGUAAAUAAUGAGGUCGAUGAGAAGGACUACUUCAAAGGUAUCAUACAGGAUGUGAAAGUAAGCAAUGGCUCACAUACGAUGAUUGUUGAACUGUAUCCCUUGAAUGAAGAUGACUUGAUCUUGCCGCCCUCGUUUGGUGUGGUUACUAUCGAUCGUACAUCGGUACUGAAAGGUGAAGUAACCGAUGACUUGUGUCGUAAGAAUCCCUGCAAGCACAAUGCCGAUUGUCGGAAUACUUGGAAUGACUAUGUAUGUACCUGCCCGAAUGGUUAUAAGGGCAAGAAUUGUCAAGAGAUCGAGUUCUGUCAACUGGUCCAGUGUCCGGGUAACAGUAAAUGUCAGAAUCUCGACGAUGGCUAUGAGUGCCUGACGAACAUCACAUUUAAGGGCAAUGAAAAGAAUCCUUUGGCGUUCACUUACUUCGUAGAGCAAAUGCCGGAUGAACCGAAAAUGUUGGUGCAACCGGUUAUAGAGAUUGCGUACAGAACACGGGCUGGUGGCACACUAUUUUUCAUAGAAAAUGGUGAGAGCUUCUUUGAAAUCGGCGUGAAUCAAGGACAGGUGACGGUUACUUGGAAGUUAAAUCAAGAGGCGUUUGGCGAUACCAAGCGCUUUACCAAAGAUACAUCCGAUCCCAGCCUUAUGGAGAUGACAAACGAACCCGGGUGGAACCGUAUUUAUCUACGCGCGCAAAGCGGCAAACUCGAGGGCGGUUGGAAGGGCUGGGAGAGCAUGGUCGAUCCGUCGCCCGCUUUCUCCGCAGAUAUCGAUCAACAGGCUUUCCAAGAACUACUCUCCAGCGACACUCAGGUCUAUCUCGGUGGCAUGCCCACUGAUAGUCGGCAAGCGCGUGGCAGCAGUUCAGCACAGCAGGGCUCUCAAUUCAAGGGUUGCUUGGGUGAGGCACGCGUUGGCGAUCUCCUGUUGCCUUACUUCUCGAACGCCGAGAUGUAUCCACGCACUGAGAACGUUUCGGUGCAACCUCACUCACAAUUCCGUCUCAAUUCGACCAAACCGGAUGAGGGUUGUGUGCUGUGCUUUAAUACGGACUGCAAGAAUGGUGGUUACUGUAGCUCACCGUCCGAGCAGUAUGCCUGCACGUGUCUGCCUGGUUAUGAGGGAGAGGACUGCGGCACCGAUAUAAAUGAAUGCCUGAAUGCGACUUGUGAAAAUAAUUCCACUUGCAUUGACAAAGUGGCCGACUUCCAGUGCCGUUGCUUGCCGGGCUACGACGGUCGCUUGUGUGAGCAUAACAUCGAUGAGUGCGCCUCACAGCCCUGUCAUAAUGGUGGCAAUUGCACAGACCUAAUUGCCGCCUUCCAUUGCGAUUGUGCGGAGGAAUAUGCGGGUGUGCAGUGUGAUUUCUUGAAGCAGGUCACCUGCGAUAAUUUGCCCUGCCGCAACGGUUCAACUUGCGAGGAUGGAUUUAAUGCUAAUACCAACAACAAUUUCACGUGCAACUGCUUGCCUGAUUUCGAGGGACCCUACUGCGAUGUGCCUUUCUGCGAAACGACGCCGUGUCUAAACGGUGGUCUCUGCAUAUUCGCCGAUGCCUAUACACCACUGUGUCAGUGCAGUUUGGGUUAUAUGGGUCACCUAUGCGAAAAGGAUAUCAAUGAGUGCGAACCCAAUCCAUGUCUCAAUAAUGGCAUGUGCCACGAUCUCAUCGGCGCUUAUCAGUGCAACUGCACCGGCACCGGCUUUGAGGGCAACAAUUGCGACAUCGAUAUCGAUGAGUGUGCAUCGGGCAUUGAGUACUGUGGCGGUUUGGGACGCUGCAUCAAUUUACCGGGUUCAUUUAAAUGCAUCUGUCAGGAUUCCUUCUGCGGUGUCUAUUGCAACUUUACCGAUCCGUGCAAGAUUGGUGAGGGUUCACCGUGCAUGAAUGGUGGCAGCUGCCUGGAGGCGUGUGGCGAUGAAGCGGACUAUACGUGCACCUGCAAGGCCGGCUAUGAGGGCAAGGACUGCACGCUGGUGAUGGCCGCCAAAGAUGAGGGCCCCUCCACUGCCGAUAUCGCCAUCAUUGUUAUACCCGUGUUGGUGGUGUUGUUGCUUAUUGGCGCGGCGCUGUUGGGCACAUUCUUGGUUAUGGCGCGCAAUAAGCGUGCGACGCGCGGCACCUACAGCCCCAGCGCGCAAGAAUACUGUAAUCCGCGUCUAGAAAUGGAUAAUGUGUUGAAGCCACCGCCGGAGGAGCGUUUAAUUUAGUCGUUGAAAGUUAGUUAGCCUUCGUUUCUUUUUACAUUUUAUUUAUAGUUAAUGUUGACUUGGCACGUAAGUGAUGUAUGAAAGAAGUAAAACCGUUACUAUGAAGUCUUUAUCCGCCCAUUAAGUAUAGUUAGAGUCAAGAAUUAAGUGUUUAAGCGUACUAAUUAUGAAAUAUUGCUCACUAAAGUGGCUUG